AUGACUUUAAGUGACUUUUUACAUUCAACGCCAGAACUGUUACCAGAAACCGAAUCACCAGUUGUAUCGUCACUGACACUGGCGCCAGUACCGGACAAUGUGCAAGAAAUUCCGCCAUCAUCUGUCACAAAACCGCCGCCACCAAAGCCGGUAACACCAUAUCCGCAUGGUCUUCUUGAAGCAGCUAUUGCUGGAGUCCUCAAACUGCUGUUAAAACAACGAGGUCAAACUUCAGCACGUGACUCGCUGUCGUCUGAAACCCAUGAUUCACUGAUAGCUCACUUGGAGGCUCUUCAGCGUGUUCCACAAGUAAACCUCAAACUAAUAAUGGAGGAAAAUGAUGUAUCGCCUGCUCCCCAGCAGGUACUUCCAGUUGAAGGAAAUACCUCAGUGGCAGGAGCGGCACUAGAGUCAGAUGCAGCUACACCGUCAGCCGCUAAUCUGCCUGAAUCUACUCCUGGAGUUGUGGCAACACCUUCACCAGUGCUGGCUGGAGACACUACACCAGGACUUGCACAACAAGGCAUACAGGGACUAGAACCAGGAUCAGGUGCAACUGGACUCUUAUCUGCCGAUAUCCCUGUCUUAAAUCCUGUAGUUCGGGUAGCAGAACCGCAGGUUCUGACUGAAAACCUUAAUGCAGGGGCUUCACAACAAGAAACACUGGGACAAAAACCAGCAUUGGAUAUCACCAUCCCGACAUCUGCGAAAAUCCCUGAAAUUAUUCCAGGAUUUAUGGCAAAGCCAUCACCACUGACGAGUGCAGACAUUAUACUGGGUCCAUCAAAGCAAGGAAAACGCACACAAAAACCACGUCCAGGUAAAGCCACACACACUUCUCAUAAUCGGCCUGUAUUGUCUGCUGGAGUUGCGAGGCCAUCAUCGCUAGUGUCAGCUGAAGGUGCCACAUUAGGACUUCCACUACGGCCACAGGGGCGUGAACCAGAUUUUGUUCCUAUAUUACCACGUUUCCUACCAAGCGUUCCUGAGACUAAGUACCUCACACCCGCCACCAGUUCUUUAUUACUGAAUGGAUUUCAAAAUAAACCACAGUAUCGAUUCAAUUCCGGAAGACGCUUUGACAAGGAAAGAAAUACUGAACCUCUCACUAAAGAUAUGGAUUACCCUUCACUUGAUCUUAUUCAAACGUUGUCACAUUUACCACCGGGCAUUCCUACGGACCAGUACCUCGCACCCAUCAGCGCUUUAUUGCUGAAUAAAUUACAAUACAAACCGAAGUAUCUAUUCGGUUCUGGUAGAAGCUUCCACACGGAAGAUAACACCGAACCUCUCACUGAAGAUGUGAAUUUCCCUUCACCUGAGGGCCUACAACACUUGGAUGACCCGCAUCCGCGAAGUCGGAGGAGUGUCGAGGAUCUCAUAGCAAGGUACCAGCUUGUGAGGUCCGUCAUCGACAAAUAUCUGAACAUGUCACCGAGGACGCAAGACUUCAUGGUGCGACAAGGAGUGAAAUUGACUGCGAAGAUGGUGAACGAGAUAUUGAAGAACUACGGGUCACAUGUGAAUAGCUGGGUCACUGAAAAACUUUCGUACACAGGCCUGGGUAGCUUCAGCUCAUUGGUGGGCGGCGAAGUGGAGAUGUUAAUAAGACAGUUUGCAGACGGCUUACAAAAUUACAUAGAGACUCUCCCACACUGAGCAAUUUUUCAUUCAACGACGACUGUUGCUGAUAACACACAGUUUUCAAAAAGUUAUACAAAAUAAAAAUGUUUUAGCAUUC
Messenger RNA from Schistocerca americana (American grasshopper), 1741 nucleotides. RefSeq lists its product as uncharacterized. Lineage: Eukaryota; Metazoa; Arthropoda; Insecta; Orthoptera; Acrididae. The record is from RefSeq and is a predicted model, not a curated record. The coding region runs from base 1 to 1659 and encodes 552 amino acids. The transcript has 10 exons.